Molecule: messenger RNA, 1639 nt
Organism: Seriola dumerili (greater amberjack)
Lineage: Eukaryota; Metazoa; Chordata; Actinopteri; Carangiformes; Carangidae
Gene: tnfsf10l
Product: tumor necrosis factor ligand superfamily member 10-like
Exons: 7
Coding region: 234-1211 (325 amino acids)
Biological process (GO): immune response
Cellular component (GO): membrane
Molecular function (GO): tumor necrosis factor receptor binding
Source: RefSeq, a predicted model, not a curated record
CUCCUCCUCUCUCCAGCUUGCUCUCCUCUCUCUCUCUCUCUCUCUCUCCCCUCUCCUCUCCUCCUCUCCCGCCGAGCUCCGGGGGAAAAGCUCCGCUGGCAGCCGCGGACGCAUGGAGAUCUAACUUUGCUCCAGUUUUCGGUCAGUCGGUCAAGUUGCGUGGAGGCUGUUGUGUGGCUGCCGUUGUUUUGCUGUUGGUUUGUUCACGAGUCUCCUCAUGCGUCGGGAAUGCCAUGGCCACUCCGAACGCACAGCAGCAGCACCAGGAUUAUUUCAGAUCGGUGAGCAGCGAGUCCACCACCUACAUGAUGGUCCCGGCCGGCGGGCCGAGCGGGACGAGGCGCAAGGAAGCGCCGUCCAAGAUGUGGGUGGCGAUGGUGGUGAUAGUGGUGGUGGUGCUGCAAAUUGCCUCCACCACGGGGCUCUUUGUCUACCUGAACAUGUCCAUAUCAGAGGUGCGUAGCCAGGGCGUCACAGAGGAGCUGAAGUGCCUGAGUUUACUCAAUGCUCUGGAUAAGGACCAGGACAUCCCGGACCAGCUGGCCCAGCUCUUUGGAGAGCCCUGCAUCAAACUGGCCGAAGGCAUCAAAGCAUACAUCUCUAAGGUGACAGAGAACAUCAUCUCCAAACAGACCUUCAUAGAGGCGAGAACUAUGCCUCGCCCUUUCAACAACUCGGGGUCAAAGUUCAUGACCUCCGUGGCCCAGAGGCCAUCGGCCCACUUGACUCUCAGAGACACCAGCUCUCAAGGGUUCGCUCCCUACCCGAUCCCCACACCGGGUCUCCACCAGUCCUGUCGCCACGUGGUCCGCUCAUGGGCCAAUCAGAGCUUUGGAGCUCACCUGCACAACAUGACCCUUACCAAUGGGAAGCUGCGAGUGCCUCAGGAUGGGCGUUACUACCUGUACUCACAGGUGUAUUUUCGUUAUCCGUCCCCAGCGGCCAGUGAUGGAGACCAGCGCAGCGUCAGCCACCAGCUGGUGCAGUGCGUCUACAAGAAAACCUCCUACCCAAGCCCCAUACAGCUCCUGAAGGGGGUGGGAACUAAGUGCUGGGCUCCAGACGCCGAGUACGCCCUGCACUCCGUCUACCAGGGAGGACUCUUCGAGCUGAGGGCCGGCGACGAGCUCUUCGUCUCCGUCUCUUCCCCAACCAUGGUCAACGCCGACGAUUCCUCCAGCUACUUCGGCGCCUUCCGCCUGGACCUCUGAGAGGAAGGGACAGGAGGAAAGAAAAACAGAGAAACAAGAUGGGACGAUGGAUGGGCUUGAGACAAUGAGCGAGGGUCUUUUUGAAUAUCCGUUGAUUGGGGGGGGGAGAAAAAAAAAAAAAGGACAAGAAGUGUGCGAUGUUGGGCUGGAUCUCGGAUCCACAAUGUUUGCUUGGACGGAUACGUUGAAGGACGGAAGGAUUGGGGUUUGAAGGCCUCGCUUGAGUGACGAACGCUAUAAAAAGGACGGGGGUGACGGGGAAAUGAAAGAGUGGAUUUGUCUUCCUUACUCUCCAUUAAGAGAAACCUUACCGCUGAGAGCAAGAUAUACAGAGAUACAUGUGCAAUCACGCGAAAAUAAAUGUGAGGAUAUUGAUUUACUGUUGAUUUUUGAGGAGGGAAAUUUCCUUUUGGAUGUCAAAAAGAGAA